This is a messenger RNA of Vespula pensylvanica (western yellowjacket), 2260 nucleotides long. RefSeq names its product carbonic anhydrase-related protein 10 (gene CARPB). Gene Ontology annotation, molecular function: zinc ion binding; carbonate dehydratase activity. Lineage: Eukaryota; Metazoa; Arthropoda; Insecta; Hymenoptera; Vespidae. The transcript has 11 exons. Bases 739 to 1695 code for a protein of 318 amino acids. The record is from RefSeq and is a predicted model, not a curated record.
CGAACGAACGAACUAACGAACAGACGAUACGGACGAACGAAUCGCACAAAAAGAAGGAAGGAAGAAGGAAGGAAGGAAGAAAGGACACUUGGCUCUCUCCAUUCUCGCUCUCGCUCUCUCCUCUCUCUCUCUCUCUCUCACUCUCUCUCUCUCUCUCUCUCUCUCUCUCUCUCUCUCUCUUUCUGUCUUUCUGUCUUUCUGUCUUCAUCUUUUUGUCUGUCUCUGUAUCUUCGUUCACGACUACUACUAGUGCGACUAUUAUCGGACAUCUUCCUAUCAAGAUACGCCAACGUAAUACUCGUUCGUUCACUCGAUUUAUCCGUCUAUUUCUUCCAUUCUUUCCUCCCUCUUUUUUUCUCUUUCUCUCUCUCUCUCUCUCUCUCUUUCUUUCUUAUUCUUUUCUUUCUUUUUUCCUCGUCCUUCUCUCUGUCUUUCUCGCGUCCUAGUGCCGUGCCGCUUCGCUCCGUGCCGAAGCGGCUGCGAGUGGUGUGUGCUGGCUCUGGUCUGAAGGAGGGAACGAACGGUGGGGGUGGAGGACAAGUAAAGAAAGGGUGCCAUUGGGUUCGAGGACAAGGAAAUUCAAGGAAGACGGGGACGACUGCUCCUACUUUUACUCGAUUUUUAUCGGUGCCGCGACGACGAGAUUUCUACUAUCCGAAGAAACACAGGAAGCUUUAGGGAUAAACAACCUGAUCCUCCGAAUGAUGUUGAAUUGACGAAAACUGAACAACGCAAGGGAUGGCUCCUUUCGGUACCAUCUUCCUCGGUGUCUGGGGAGUGUUCGUCGUCGUUCUGAUACAAGAGUCCAAACCAGUCAGCUGGGAGGAAUGGUGGACCUACGACGGUAUUUCAGGUCCUGCCUUCUGGGGCCUCAUCAAUCCAGAUUGGUGGCUCUGUAACAAAGGGAGACGACAAUCACCGGUUAACUUGGAGCCGAACAGACUUCUCUUCGACCCGAACUUACAGCCGUUACACCUCGACAAGCACAAAGUCGGUGGAGUCCUGGCAAACACCGGUCACAGUGUGGUAUUCGCGGUCGAAAACGAUACCCGCCAUCCUGUCAAUAUAUCCGGUGGGCCCCUCAGCUAUCGCUACCAGUUCCACGAGAUUCACUUGCAUUUCGGCUUGGAGGACCACAUCGGUAGCGAGCACACUAUCGAUGGACACGCGUUUCCCGCUGAGCUCCAAAUAUUCGGAUUUAAUUCCCAGCUUUACAACAAUUUCUCCGACGCCUUGCACAGAGCACAAGGGAUCGUUGCAGUCUCCCUUUUACUUCAGGUAGGAGAUCUGUCGAACCCACAGCUGAGAACGUUUACCCAACAACUGGAUCAAAUCAAAUAUGGAGGGCAGGCCGUGGAAAUUACACAUUUCGUCGUGCGCGAUCUCCUACCGGACACGAAGCAUUACAUGACGUACGAUGGUUCAACCACGAUGCCGGCCUGCCAUGAGACCACGACGUGGAUAAUACUGAACAAGCCGAUAUAUAUUACGAAGCAGCAGCUCCAUGCCCUGCGGCAGUUGUAUCAGGGUGACAUGAAACAUCCGAAUGCGAAGCUGGGGAACAACAUUAGACCGAUUCAACCGCUCCACCAUCGUCCAAUUCGUACCAACAUCGAUUUUAGCGUGCAGCAAGGGCAUAAAAAUUGUCCAACGAUGAACAGGGAUCUUUACUACAAAGCCAACAGCUGGAAAUAACCCUGAGAGCUUUAAGCAACACGCAGUACGGUGAUCGACGUCAUGCGUUUUAAAAGAAGGAAGGAAAUAUAGAAAGAAAAAAAGAAAGAAAGCAAGCAAGCAAGCAAGGAAGCAAGCAAGCGAGCGAGCGAGCGAGCGAGCAAGGAAGCAAGCGAGAGAACGUGAGAACGAGAAAGAGAAAGAAAGAGAGAGAAAGAGAGGAACAGAGGAAGAGAGAAAGAUAAGAAAAAUUAAAGAAAAACUACGCUUUCCCUCGGACGAGCUGGAACUUCGCUGUGAAAGAAACCAUUGACAUAUCAAUUGCACGCGUGCGACGGUGGUCCUCGCAGAGAAGAAAGAACGAGAGUGUGUGUGUGUAAGUGUGCGCGUGUAUGUGUGUGUGUGUGUGUGUGGGUGGGUGGGUGGGUAGAUGGAUGUAUGAGUGUGCGUAUGAAUGCAAGCGAGUACGAGCAAGAAAAAGAAAGAAAAGUAAGUAAGUAAGUAAGUAAGUAAGUAAGUAAGUAAGUAAGUAAGUAAGUAAGUAAGUAAGAAAGAAAGAAAGAAAGAAAGAAAGAAAGAUAGGAAG